This is a messenger RNA of Megalops cyprinoides (Indo-Pacific tarpon), 1105 nucleotides long. RefSeq names its product smoothelin a (gene smtna). The transcript has 10 exons. Gene Ontology annotation, biological process: actin cytoskeleton organization. Bases 1 to 1008 code for a protein of 335 amino acids. Gene Ontology annotation, molecular function: protein binding. The record is from RefSeq and is a predicted model, not a curated record. NCBI's taxonomy places the organism in Eukaryota, Metazoa, Chordata, Actinopteri, Elopiformes, Megalopidae. Gene Ontology annotation, cellular component: filamentous actin; microtubule organizing center.
AUGAGUCAGCCAAUCCCAGCUCUGGGGAUGGAGCCAGAGGAGGAGGUGAAGGGGGAGGAGCCCGUUGAUCCGCCCAGUGGAUCCACUGAAGAGGGCAUCCCCAAACUGACCGCUGAGCUGCUGGCUGCAAUCAAAGACGAGGAGGUCCUGGACAAAAUGCUGGAUGAGGCCACGGAUUUCGAGGAGAGGAAGAUGAUUCGGGCCGCCAUGAGGGAGCUAUGCAAAAUGAAAAGAGCUCAGAGGGAGCAGGAGCGGGCCUCUCGGCAGCAGCAGUGGGCGCAGCAGAAGAGCGGUCCAGGAGGGUGCGCUGUGGGAGCUGCAGUGAAGAAAGCAGAGAAGCCGGCCGACACCUGUGGACCCAAAGUGCAUCUGCUGUCCCAGGCCUCCAGCUCCACUCCACAUUCUAGAACAGUGGGCAGUAUUUUCAACAGGGGGGGCUGCAGUCCCUUACAGAGUGGUGGGGGCAGGGGCGGGGUUGCGGAGCUGGAGCGCAGGCAGGCAGAGAGAUGCAAGGAGCAGGCGAGGGCCAAGGACAGCACUCCACAGGGGCAGCAGGCCAUUAUGGCCCGACUGGAGAGAGCAACGGGGGGUCCGGUUCUGACCCAGGUCGCACGAGUGCCACGCUCCUCUGGCACCGGUGCCGCAAACAGAAAAGAUGUCAAACAGAUGCUGCUGGAUUGGUGUCGGGCCAAGACCUACUCCUACGAGAACGUGGACAUCCAGAACUUCUCCUCCAGUUGGAGUGACGGUUUGGCGUUCUGUGCUCUGGUUCAUCGUUUCUUCCCUGAUGAAUUUGACUACACCUCCCUCAGCCCAGCCAACCGCAGGGACAACUUCCAGAUAGCCUUCAGCACUGCGGAGAAGCGGGCUGACUGUCCCCCCCUGCUGGACGUGGAGGACAUGGUCCGGAUGCAGGAGCCGGACUGGAAGUGCGUUUACACCUACAUUCAGGAGUUCUACAGGGGUCUGGUGCAGAAGGGGCUCGUCAAAACCAAGAAGGCCCCCUAGAGGCUGCCCACAGCAUGCACUGGCCCUGCGCUGGACUCUGAUUGCUGAUUCGUCACUGAUGACCACCUGACCUUGGACCUCAGAUCAUCUAGAUGCC